Molecule: messenger RNA, 1313 nt
Organism: Acanthochromis polyacanthus (spiny chromis)
Lineage: Eukaryota; Metazoa; Chordata; Actinopteri; Pomacentridae
Gene: thg1l
Product: tRNA-histidine guanylyltransferase 1-like
Exons: 8
Coding region: 210-1109 (299 amino acids)
Biological process (GO): tRNA modification
Molecular function (GO): tRNA guanylyltransferase activity; magnesium ion binding
Source: RefSeq, a predicted model, not a curated record
GGCCAGGAGAGGAUCAAAUUUAUCAGAGCAGAUGUCUAUUUUAAGCUCGUCGUCGUCACCAGGUUUACUGUCUGUCUUUGGCUGCUCCGGUGCCGAUGCAGAGCUCGAACAAGUUUCCCGCUUGUGCCCCGGAACGUUUGUUCAGGCUGCUGAGGUGCCACUACGACAGAAUUCGUUGACGGACUGUACACAAACCAACGACCAUCUUAAUGCUGAUUGGAAAGGCCUGCAGAUUUGGUGGACGUGUUAGGUCUUGUGUUUUGACACCCUUGGCUCGUUUCUUUGUUAGUUCCAGCAACAUGGCCAAGAGCAAGUUUGAGUAUGUUCGCAACUUUGAAACAGAUGACACUUGUCUACGUAACUGCUACAUCGUUGUGAGACUGGAUGGUCGCAACUUCCACAAGUUUGCAGAGCAGCACAAGUUUACAAAACCCAAUGACAACAGGGCAUUGGGACUGAUGACCAGGAGUGCACGAUCUGUCAUGGAAGAACUUGAAGAUAUUGUAAUUGCGUAUGGUCAAAGCGAUGAGUUCAGUUUUGUUUUCAAGAGGACCUCCACUUGGUUCAAAAGAAGAGCCAGUAAGCUCAUGACCCAUGUAGCCUCCCAGUUCUCCUCCUCAUAUGUGUUUUACUGGAAGGAGUUCUUCGGAGAGCAGCCCCUACUAUACCCCCCAGGCUUUGAUGGCCGUGUGGUCCUCUAUCCUAGCAACCGUAACCUUAGGGACUACCUCAGUUGGAGGCAAGCGGACUGUCACAUAAAUAAUUUGUACAACACAGUGUUUUGGACAUUAGUGCUAAAAGGAGGGCUCACUACAACACAGGCAGAGGAUCGCUUAAAGGGAACAUUAGCUGCAGAUAAAAAUGAGAUCCUGUUCUCAGAGUUUGACAUCAACUACAACAAUGAAUCUGCCCUCCACAGGAAAGGCACGGCCCUGAUUUGGGAAAAGCGAGAUGAGACUGUCACUAAACGCAUGAAGCUACCAAACAAAGAGGAGAAGGACGUGGCGGUUACUCGUAGCAGGAGGCGGGUGGAGGCCUACCACUGUGACAUUAUCGGGGAGCAGUUCUGGGAGGAACAUCCAGACAUCCUGGAGGACGACAACUGCUAGCAGGAGAACAACUCUGGACUCGUCGAAAGGGAUUCAUUUUAGCAGCAGCUUGAUAUAGACUUUGUGUCAAACAACAGGUUACCCAUGAAGCUGAGUAUCCUUCAAAGAAGGUUUUCUAAAAUUUCUGACUUUGCACGAUGAAUCUCUCACAGCUGGAACAUAUUCUUACUUUUGUUUAUUAAACUUCUAUCAUAAUGCUUUUAA